Molecule: messenger RNA, 1707 nt
Organism: Penicillium samsonianum
Lineage: Eukaryota; Fungi; Ascomycota; Eurotiomycetes; Eurotiales; Aspergillaceae
Product: MFS transporter
Exons: 2
Coding region: 1-1707 (568 amino acids)
Biological process (GO): transmembrane transport
Molecular function (GO): transmembrane transporter activity
Source: RefSeq, a predicted model, not a curated record
AUGACGGGUCCAGACAGGGCUUCGCUCAAUCGCCGCUCCUCCACGCAGCAUUACCAGACCUUCGAUACUCCACCGCCCAAGUCGCGUGGGCGACCUAACUCGGGCCAGUCCGAGUCCUCUGCGGACGGCUCACACGAUCCCCAACAUGACACCGCUGAUCUCCCCGGAACGUCAUCACCGCUGCCGAAGAGGCAAAUGGCAGUGCUAGCGAUAAUUGCACUGGCGGAGCAAACGGCGUUGAACUCGAUCAGUCCAUACCUCCCGGACAUGGCAUCGACAUUCCCCGAAGUGGAACCGACCCAGGUGGGCGUAUACGUGGGCAGCAUUGCAUCGGCUUUCGCGCUGGCUCAAUUUAGCACAAACUAUUUCUGGGGCUGGCUAUCGGACCGUGUUGGUCGCAAGCCGGUGAUUCUGCUUGGCACCUUUCUGACUGCGCUGUGUUUCGUUGCAUUCGGAUUCUGCAAGACUCUUGUACAAGCUAUAGCUGUGCAGGCGUUGAUGGGUGUGGUAAAUGGAAACCAGGCUUUGGUGUCCACCUGCCUCGGAGAAAUCACCGACCGAAGCAACCAGUCCCAGGCUUUUACCUACCUGCCGGUGUUAUACGGAAUCGGAGGUAUAACGGGACCCCUCCUAGGAGGACUCCUUGUUUUCGAGACGAACCCUUUUACUGGCAACAAAAACCCGUAUCCCUAUCUCGCACCAAACAUAUUGUCCGCUGUUGUCCUUCUGGUGGACUUCGUUUUCACAGCUCUUUUCUUGGAAGAGAGCCUCGAAGACGCAGACAGCCUUCCAAAAAUUGGCAAAAAGGUGCGCAACUUGUUCACAUGGCUGUGGCAGUUCACCGGUAAUUCCCGCCACCCGACCUACGUGGAGGUCCCGCAAGCAGUGCUAUAUCCCCACAGCCGCUUCGAUUUAGAGACCGAGGAUCAUGACAGUGAUCUAGACUCUGCAUCUGAGGUGUCAAGCAUCCUUGGCCACCCCGAGGAACUCUCUUGGGAUGAGGUCUUCACUCGAGAUACACUCUUACUUCUUUUGACAUACCUGAUCUUUGCUUUAUGCAAUGUUUCUUUCAACUCGCUGUUCCCAAUCUUCGCGCAAGCUAAGCCCCCGGCCGGACGGUCACUCACCCCGUCCGAGAUUGGCCUUGCUCAAGGGUUUGCUGGAAUCGUGACGAUCAUUUUCCAAAUCUGUAUCUUCAACCGUCUGCGAGACAAGAUGGGUAAUCGAUGGUCUUACCGCGCAGGCCUAUUUGGCUUUGUCGUCUCAUUUAUCUUACUGCCCUUCAUUGGGUACAAGAGCAAGACUAGCAAGGGUAUGACUGGCAAGUCAGCCAUCAUGGCCAUCGAACUUUGCCUUGUGUUGCUGAUCAAGACCAUUGCCUCCGUGGGUGGUCUGACCAGUGCUCUGCUUCUGGUCACAAACUCAGCACCUAAUCAUGCCGUCCUCGGCGCUUUGAAUGGCCUUGCACAGACUCUCUCCGCAGCUGGACGUGCAGUGGGCCCAUUCCUCUCCGGAGGACUGUUUUCCCUCACAGCCAAGAUCCAGCCCAAAGGAGAGGCCGUGGCAUUCGGAGUGUUUGCUGCGGUCUCCUUUAUUGGCUUCAUUAUGAGCUUCGGCAUCCGCGGUCGCGCACUUGAAGCAGAGGGCUGGGGCGUGGACAGUGAUGAGGGAGACAAGUCGGAUGACGACGAGCCGAAUGAUGUUUGA